Molecule: messenger RNA, 1188 nt
Organism: Colletotrichum orchidophilum
Lineage: Eukaryota; Fungi; Ascomycota; Sordariomycetes; Glomerellales; Glomerellaceae
Product: mannitol dehydrogenase domain-containing protein
Exons: 1
Coding region: 1-1188 (395 amino acids)
Biological process (GO): mannitol catabolic process
Cellular component (GO): cytosol
Molecular function (GO): mannitol-1-phosphate 5-dehydrogenase activity
Source: RefSeq, a predicted model, not a curated record
AUGUCAACACAACAAUUCACCAAGAAGGCCGUCCACUUCGGCGCCGGCAACAUCGGCCGUGGUUUCGUUGCCUGCUUUCUGCACAACUCCGGUUACGAAGUGGUCUUCGCCGAUGUCGCUGAUGCCCUCAUUGACAAGCUGAACGAGACCCCGUCAUACCGGGUCAUCGAGGUCGGCGCCGAGGGAACUAAUGAGAACACCAUCACAAACUACCGUGCCAUCAACUCAAGGACACACGAGGCGGAGCUUGUCGAUGAGAUCGCCACUGCUGAUGUCGUUACGUGCUCCGUUGGACCAAACAUUCUCAAGUUCAUCGCCCCUGUCAUUGCCAAGGGUAUCGACAAACGUCCUAGCAACCUGGCACCCAUCUCAGUUAUCGCCUGUGAAAAUGCAAUUGGCGCCACCGACACCUUGGCUGAGCACAUUAAGGACCCCCGCAACACUGCUCCCCACCGUUUGGAGGAUCACCACGAGCGUGCCCGCUACGCUAACUCUGCCAUCGACCGCAUUGUCCCCGCUCAAGAUCCUAACGCUGGCCUCGACGUUACCCUCGAGAAGUUCUACGAGUGGGUCGUUGAACGCACUCCCUUCGAGCAGAUCCCUAGCAUUGAGGGCAUCAACUGGGUUGAUGAGCUCGCUCCUUUCAUCGAGCGCAAACUUUACACCGUCAACACUGGUCAUGCCACAGCUGCCUACCACGGUUACAACCGCAGCAAGCGCACCGUCUACGAUGCGCUGCAGGACAAGGCUAUCAUGGCUGAGGUUCGCAAGGCACUGGAGGAGACUAGCAACCUGAUCAUCAGCAAGCACGGCAUUGACGAGCAGGCACAGCGCGAAUACGCUGCGAAGAUCAUCCGCCGCAUCGGCAACCCCCAUUUGGAGGAUGCCGUUGAGCGUGUCGGUCGCGCACCGCUCCGCAAGCUUAGUCGCAAGGAGCGUUUCGUCGGCCCCGCUGCAGAACUUGCCGAGAAGGGAGAGGACUGCACCGCUCUCCUCCGCGCCGCUGAGAUGGCUUUCCGUUUCCAGGACGUCGAGGGUGAUGAUGAGAGCAAGGAACUUUCCCAGCUCAUGUCCGAGAAUACUCCCGAGGACGCUGUGACCAAGAUCUGUGGUAUUCAGUCCUCGGAGAAGAUUCACCCGAUGCUCGCUGAAGUUGUUCGUAGAGUUCAGGCCGACAGUGAGGAAUGA